GUGAUGUUAUCCACCACUGCAAGUAGUAAAGUGAAAAAUACAAAAGGUUCGGAGGCUCCAGAUGGUAGGGAACACGACGAGAUCGCGCAGGAAAACACUACGGAUGAUAAGGUCAGAGGUUAUGUUGGGUCGUAUGAUGCGCCUUCUUCGUUUGGGGGUCCCCAGCGAGAUGGCCGGUAUAGACCUCGGGGCAGGGUCACAGAGUUCCGCCAUUCACGGGGCGGCGGCCGCGGCGGUGGAAGAGGUCGCGGCGGUUUCCCGCCUCGCUGUGACCGCGACUCAGCUGAUAUUCCAUAUAAGUACCACGAACCGUUAGGACCACCCAACAACGACUCCUGGUCACAAGGAAGUAGUAACAAAUUUUACGAGAGACCAGAGUUAGCCGUGAACCUGCCUGAGGACCCUCGCAUUUCCAAACUCUUGCGCCGCCUGUGCGCCGAGGUAGAUGUGGAGAAAUCUCUCGUCAUUUGCAGUAAACUGCAAGAUGCAGUCAUGUUGCCAGAGAAUGCCAGAUAUAUACGAAGAUCUUAUGAUAUUUUGGUGGAAUCUCUGCUGGACGUGUUGUAUGACGCUCCUGGCCCUGAAACAAAGGAAAGUGCAGCUGUCGUGCUGGGCAGGAUUGGGUAUGUCAUGGGGCCUGAUUUCAGAAAACACUUAGAAUGGAUUGCAUCAACGUAUGCAGUGCACAACACCUCUAUAAAGCACUUGUUAACUUUGUCAUUUACUGAAACUUUCCAACUAGACUACCAGACACCAAACUUAAGUGAUUUUGCUGACAUUACUUUGGAGCGUCUCCAGGGCAUCAUUGAAGGCACGGAUUCUGCAGAUGUGUUUAUGGCUGCUGUGAAUGCCAUGAUUGUUAUGUCCAACUCUUAUCCAGAACAAUUUGCCAACCACUUUGUUGACACGGUUGAUAUUUUAGUUGGUUGGCAUGUGGACAAUGCACAACCAAAAAAAAUUAAGGAUUUUGCACUUCAGUCUCUGUUCAAACUGAGCCGCCAUUGGCAAGCAAAUAUUGGGUUUUCAGUCAAUUUAUUGAAUCAGUUUUUAGAGGACAUGGUAGCCUAUUCUAAUGACAUGGACUCCAAUAAAAGCGAUGCUGAUACUGAACCAAACUCACUGGAGGACUGCAUUCAAAAGAUUACAUCAUUUCUGAAUGUUUUCAACACUGUUGUAAAGAGUUUGGGAAGUUUACUGAAUCCCUCUGCAUCUCAAACCGUCUCUUGGUCAUUUCUAACGGAUGCUAUGACUAAAGUCCUACAAGUUUUAGGUAAAACAUUAGAUGAGGACACUGAUUCUGACUUAAUACUGGCUGGAAAUGAAUGCCUUACUCUCUUAUUAAAAUAUCUGCAAGGGAAAUCAUCAUCUUGCUCUUCUGCCCUAUUCUCAAUGAUCGCCAUGGAAAUGACAAGGUAUUUGAAAGUGGAUGAGCAUGUUUGCCUCAGCAUCAUCAAUUUGAUAUCUACAGUUAUUAAAGAGAUAGCUUCCAACUUGCCUAUUGAAUUUAUUACUCAAACAAUAGGGACUGAAUCACUGUUGCGACCAUUGCGUUAUUCUGAAAGCAUCCAAAUUCAAAGAGGAGUAAUGUCUGUAUAUAGCAAUCUGUUGAAUUUGAAAAAUAUACCACUUCUGCAGGAGACGUACAAGUUUGUUCUGACAGACAUACAGAAUUCAUAUUCAGUUAUUGUCCCGAAUGUACAAAUAAUUCAGCCAGAAUAUGGUGAAGAAGUAGCAGAUGAUGAAGCAGAGAAAAAUGUUAUAUUUUACCUACAAUGCCUCUCUGAACUGGCUAAUGCAAGUAAUUCCAUUAUUGGAUUGUGGGCAUUGCAACCAAGCAUUUUAGAAUUGUUAGCAAUCAAAAUGCGUCCACAUGAUGACACUUUGUUAAAAGUAAAGCCAGCACUUCAAUAUUCCAUCGUGUACUUACUGUAUUCUCACUGUAAGAGAAACAACCAUUUUAUUGCUUCAACUGAUCUUGUAACUAACACUCAACAGAGAGCUAAUGACAUAUUUGGCUUAUCAACUUUAAAUCUGGGUGAAGUUUCUGGCUCAAGCCCUACGUCGGGGCAUCUUGCUAUCAUAUUGAAUACCCUCAGCAUUAUAUUGGAUGAAGACGCAUCAAAAGAAAGUUUGUUGCUUGUUCUACAUUGGAUAUCAGACAUAUUUUGUCAAUUGGACAAAUAUUUACCAAUUGUGAGCAUGUCUAAAGGGUUCAUUGUUCUCGUGACCAACAUGUUAUCACUGGCUUAUACUUUUGACGACAACAUUGUGUUACUCGUAAUGAGAAAUUGCCAGCAUUUACUGAAAAAUAAAAGCCUCAGUUGGAAUGUCAUGGUGUCAAAGACGAUUGCUAGAAUAUGCAUUCUGCACCUUGAUAAUAAUAACAAAAUUUUGUCAAAUAUAUGCAAAGAAUUGUUGUUUGAAUUGCCUUGGGACAUUGUUUUGAUGGAACUUGAUAAACAAGUUAUUAAAGUGUUUACUAGCCGCAAAGUCAACCUUAGUGUGCUCAAUAAUGACACUAAAAUGAAUUCAUACAAAGAAUAUUUAAUGAAGGGCUCAUUCACAUCUUUAUCCAAGCAGCAUUUCAAAGUAAUAAUGGAUUGUCUCCUUCAACUUACAUUUGAUGACAAGAUCUAUUUAAUAGAUGCAUUUUUGACGUCGUGGCCUCUACAGACACAUGAAUCAGAUGAAAACAACCUACUGUUUUUCCGUGAGUGUGCUACAAAUUUUUCUUCUAUCUGUAUUGGUUGGGCACUGUCAGAGUUGGCUCAAACUUGCGUUACAUUAAAAUUGAGAACAGUGCUAGGAAAACCGCAAGAGACAUUUAUGAAAAUCGAAGGUGCUUUGAAAGCAAUAGCACGCGAAACGUCAUCCUUAGAAACGAAGUACGUCGCUAACGAAAAGCAAAAGUUGGUUGACGUUGUGGUAGCCGAGCAAGUGAGGUCGCGUUGGAUCACUGAGUUUAUGAUGUUUCUCGAAAAAUACAUUUAUAACGCAGCUGAAGGGACAGCGUCGGUAUUGCCAGCCGUGUGCAAGCCUGUGAGAACAUUCUUCCAUACGAAUCGGUCGACUUGCAGAGAAUGGCUGACAAGAGUUCGUCCGGCAGCCCUAGCUGUGAGCUUAUACUCUGGCCAUUUUGGUGCUGCAAUAUACCACGCCUCACUCAUACUUGAAACUGCGGCAAAUUCUAACACCAAUAUUGAUGUGGAAGCCAUCACUAUGAGUGUCACACGAGCUUUAAUAAAAAUUCAAGAACCUGAAGUUUUACACGGGCUUUACGUUUGGAUCAAAAAUACAUUUGACAAGAAGUUCUUGUGGCUGAAAGGAGCGGCUGAGCAAGCCAAUUCUCGACAUGAAGUAGCAUUGGAAUUCUACAAAAAACUGAAUAAAUCACAAGACGAAAAGAAAGAGUUCGAUAAACCUCAAGUUGACACGAGGUGCGUAAAAUUUAUUGAUGAACAAAUAAUGGACAGCUACAAAAACAUACAGAACUGGGAUGAUAUGGAAGAAUGGAAAAAUAAUGAGCAUCAGAACAACAAACAAAACUCCCAGUGGGAUUCUCUCACUGCUUUAAGGAUAUUCGAAGAAGGAGGAGCCAUGCCAGCAGAUCUGUGCAAUUGGGACGUCUUGGAUACUGAAGCAAAUGAAAUAUCGAAAAAUACUUGCUCUUACCAAGGGUUGCUUAACAAAAUUGAAUCGACUUUAAUUUGUUCUGCCAUUAAUAUGUAUUACACAGAUUAUUCUGAAAAAUAUGACGGCUUGUUAAAAGAAUGCGAAGCUUUGCUGAACUCAAGCACGGAAGAGUUUUCUAGAACGGACGCUGUCUAUUUCUUGAAAGAAGUAGCACUGCUACAAUUAGCAAAUCAUGGUUUGCGAAACAUAAUCAGAAAUGGGAGGUCUGUAUCUAAUCCAUUUAAGCCAUCGGCCAUGAAAGAUAACAAAUACGGAACAGACAUGAAGAACUUAAGUCGUAUUUUAUGGUGGAAUCAAUACUUCUGUAAACUGAAUACUACAGAAGAAAAUACAUUUUACGCGGAAUGUAUUCGUUUAGAUGUGGUAAAAUGUGCACGAAAAAACGCCAAUUUUAUGAUGGCAAAGGGAGAGCUCACCAAACAUUUCAAACAGAACCCAGCAUUUCAAAUGUGUUUGGGUAAUAUCAAUGACUUGGAAGAAUUAAGUGACGUUCUACUAGUUUCCAGCAACACAUAUGACCUGGAUAUUUGGACUUUGAAUAAUGCUUCUGCUUUGACUGAAUUAUGUAAGUUGACAUAUGAGAAGGAAGACACUAAAACUCGAGCUAUCAAUUUGUGCGCAAGCAUUUCCCUUGGAUUUUCACAAAGACUAGCUAUGGGUGAGCCAAGCUAUGAACUACAAGAGAAGGGUACUAGAAUGCUUCUCACUUUAUCUAAGUGGGUGCAGAAUGACAACGAAAAUAUCCUAGAAGUUGAUUCGCCUUUGCUGAAGUUAGUAUCUGCACUUCCUGAGAUCGGAUUGGUCGACAAUAAUAUUUCUGAAAACGUUAUUCCUUUAUCAGACUCUGCAGUGGGAAAACUCUUGCAAUUUGGUGUUAAUCAAUGUCCUGGGCUAGCCAAAGCGUGGGCCAACUUUGCUGCGUGGUGUUUCAGAUGGGGACGCAAAAUGGUAGAGUUCAGCUCUAAGACACGAGAACAACUCACUGAAAAUGAUAAACUGCAAAUAGAAAGCGUAAUGAUAGGUUGUUCACCAAAAGACUUCGAAGCAGUUUGCGAAAUACUGUCUAAAACAAAGGCGACGUGUGACGAUGAAGACAUUGAUUGGAAUGAGAUCAAUACGUCGGAAAUGAUCGAGAGUCAACUACGCACUGUGCCAUCGCUAAGUAACGCAUUUCCUGAACACCUCGCAUUGCUGGUGGACAUUUGGCGACAAGCGCAAAAGAGAGUCUUUUCAUAUUUUGAACUGUCAGCUGACGCAUACUUUAAAUUCCUGCAGCUAAUCUGUGCCUCUGACUACAUAAACCAUAGUGGAGAAAACGCCGUUGUUAAUGCCACUCUUCGGCUUUUACGUUUAAUUGUGAAACAUGCCAUGGAAUUACAAACUGUGCUUGAAUCAGGUCUUGCAAACACCCCUACUCAACCGUGGAAAGUUAUAAUUCCUCAACUUUUCUCGAGGCUUAAUCACCCUGAAACGUAUGUCAGAAAAUGCGUGUCUGAUUUAUUGUGUCGCCUGGCGGAAGAUACACCACAUUUGAUUACUUUCCCUGCUGUCGUUGGGGCUGUAGAAAAUGAGCAAAGUGACUUACCAGAUCUUAGCAUGGCACGAUCUUACCUUUCAAACGACGGAGAAAGUAGUGAAGAAAAUAAUGAUCCUGAAGACGCCGCCAGUGACAAAGUUAUUAACAACGAAUUAAACUCAUGUUUUCUGGACAUGGUCGAAACUUUAGCGAAACAAGCUCCAACGACAAUUUUACAGGUAAAACUGUUGGUAAAGGAGUUACAACGAAUAAACUUGCUUUGGGACGAAUUAUGCCUCGGGACUCUGGUUCAACAUCAUACUGAAUUCAGUAAGAGACUACAGCAAUUGGAUGCAGAAGUAGCUAAAGUUAAGAACAAUGAAAACUUAUCAGCUGAAGACAAAGAAAAACUAAUCAAGGAAAAACACCGUAUAAUAUUUGAACCGUUAGUCUACGUGUUAGAACAUCUACAUCAAAUCACAUCUGCUAAGCCUGAAACACCGCAUGAAGUUGCGUUUCAGAACAGAUUUCAAGGUCUUAUUGUUGACGUUAUUGAUAAAUUGAAAAAUCCGGCAAAUCCGGAGAAACCACAAGAAUCUUGGGCACCGCUGAAACAGUUACAAAUUAAACUUCAACAGAAAGUUAACAAGAGAACUUCAUACAUUCUGAAGAUGUCCGAUAUAAGCCCAGUGUUAGCUGAUUUGAAAAACACUGUAAUUACAAUGCCCGGAGUACACACGCAUCAGAGAGCCAUUAGAGUGACUAUAAAAUCAGUUGAAAACAAUGUUGCAAUAUUACCGACCAAAACUAGACCUAAAAAGUUGGUAUUUUACGGGUCAGACGGCAAAGCGUAUACGUACCUGUUCAAAGGUCUGGAAGAUCUACACCUCGACGAGAGAAUAAUGCAAUUGCUAUCUAUAACAAAUACUAUGAUGGCGCGAGAUUCUGAAAACAACGAUAACCAAACAUAUAGAGCUCGUCACUAUUCUGUGAUUCCUUUGGGACCACGCUCAGGUUUGAUCAGUUGGGUCGACAAUGUAACGCCUCUAUUCGCUCUGUACAAACGUUGGCAGAACCGUGAAGCAGCUAUACUAUCUGCGAAAACGAAUAAAACUGUCAAUGUGUUACGUCCUUCCGAAUUGUUCUAUAACAAGCUGAAUCCAUUGUUAAAAGAAGCUGGUAUUUCGACUGAGAAUAGAAAAGAAUGGCCGGUAUCGAUUCUGAAGCAAGUAAUGCAAGAGUUAGCUGCGGAAACUCCGAAUGAUUUGUUGUGGCGUGAGCUGUGGUGCAGUAGCGUAUCGCCUGAGCAUUGGUGGCAAAUGACGCGACGGUACAGCUAUUCGGUUGCUGUGAUGAGCACUAUCGGGUACAUCAUUGGCCUGGGAGACAGACAUUUGGACAAUGUGUUGGUGGACUUGACGUCUGGUGAAGUGGUGCAUAUAGAUUAUAACGUGUGCUUCGAGAAAGGGAAGACACUGCGUGUUCCGGAGAAGGUCCCGUUCAGGAUGACUCCCAAUUUGGUAACUGCUCUUGGAGUAACUGGUGUUGAGGGUAUAUUCCGCCUGGCAUGCGAACACGUACUCCGUACAAUGCGACGUGGUCGGGAAACUCUGCUCACUCUGCUGGAAGCCUUCGUUUACGACCCGCUGGUGGAGUGGGGUGCCGGGGCCGGUACCGUGAGCGGAGGACGUCGCAGGCGCAACCAGAGGGACGUCCGCGCUGCGCUGGCGAUGUUGGCUGUGAGGGCGCAUGAAUUGAAACACCAUAUCAAUGACGUCACGGAACAAUUUCUGGCCGUCCUACCUGAUGUCAAACAAUGUGCAGAUAAGUGGCUUCAAGAGAACGAAGAACUGAAGUCCGUGGAAACGAGACUACAAGAAUGUCAUCAGCAAAUGAGUUUAAUAAAAGAAAUAGAAGCAUAUGGAACGAAUCUGAGCAGCCAUCCGCUUUACGCUAUUUCACAAAAAUACACUUCCUACAAACAAGCGAAGAAUGCCGUAGAAGAUUCCAUGAAGGCGCUUGUAAAGAUCUUGAAAGAUUUUGAUACUCAGAUUGAAAAUUUUGCAGCAACCAACGAAGCAAUAAACGGACCACAACUAAUGGCUUGGGUACAAGAAUUCUCUGGAACUCACGAGGACGAUGACAAACCAAUCUUUGACCACAUUAAAGAGUUCCUGACAAACGCUGGACAAAGCUCAAUGAUAUCACAAUGUGAACAAGCAGAAACUGAACUAAAUCAAAGCAUGCAGCAAACAAAUCUUCUCGUCCGAUCUUGCUUGGAAUUGUUGUCUCAAUACGUGGCAGUUUCACAAUAUUAUCCUCAAAGCCGCACGGAGUAUCAUCACGUAGUCAUGUUUAGAAAAUACCUUGCAACUGCCCUUGAAAGUAAAUCUCCUGAAGUUUGUCGCGAAGUAGCUAAUCAGGUCACGGCUUUAGUCAAUUCUGAUACAGAUAGUAAUGACCGAGCGCAACAGAUUGUCGCUUAUAACUAUCGCCUGCAAACGAUCAAUGCAGAAACGGCUACGAAUUUAAAUAAGUCGUUUGAAAGGCUCCAACUAGAAGGUGGCCCUGACGCCAUAAUGAUUGCUCAAGAAGCGUAUAGGGAGGCCAAGGCUAACAUCAGCAACUGGGUGAGGGCUGAAGAAGGAGCAGCAUCGGCAUUAGAAUGCGUGGUGGUCGGAAUGCUCUGCAACUUGAAUAGAAGAUACUUGAUGUUGGAAAAUGGAGCUCAAAGUGCUGGAGACUGCCUGGUCGACUUAACGUCAAGAGAAGGAGAAUGGUUUUUAGAUGACAUGAGCGCUUUAUCAAUGCAAGCAGUGGAACUCCUAUCAUUGUUGCCUUUACAGUCUGCGUCGGCAGAAGACGCCGCUAUGCCAGUAGCAGUAGAAUGCGUCCGCAACGCUAACCUCCUACUGGCAGAUUUAGUACAGCUCAAUUACAAUUUUAGCACAAUAAUUCUUCCCGAAGCUUUAAAAAAAGUGCACUCAGAGGACCCGUCAAUAUUGAUGAUGAUCACUGAACUGAACAAUGUUAUUAUGAACACUCCAGUGCCCCUUAACGAUCUCCUGGGACAACUGGAGAUGCACCUUAGAUACUUAGUUAUGGAUAUGGAGUCUCCAACCAGCAGCGCCCAACUUCUAGCCGCAGAAUUACGUACGCGCUACGAAGCACUCCUUUCGGCAUCACCAUCCGAAACGGAGGGCCAAUCUGCCGGCCGCAUGCUGCUCAUGGGCUUCAACGGACUUUUCGCGGCUGUUGAACUAAGGGCCAGGGAGCUGGCCGACCAUCUUGCAUCGCCCGUACCCGCGGCGUGGAGAAAAAUUGAUCACAUUAGUGAUGCUAUGCAUAUGUCGGCGGCUUUACAAAGUCCGGCACUACGAGCGGUACUGGAGGACAUAUUCCUGGUUCGGCGCAUCCAAACGGUGGCGGAGGUGUUCGCGAUGUGCGCGCAAAUGGCGUGCGCCUCGGUCGGCACGGCGCCGGUGGUCGUCUACGACGACGGCGCACUGUGCAAGCCCGUCAGAAGGUACGUACUCCGAAGCGGCCGGGCGGCGGGGCCGGCAGCACCGCGUCAACGCACUCGGCGACCCGCAGGUUCACGGCGGAAUACGUGUCGCGCUGCGUGCUGGGCGUGCACUCGAAGGCGCUGGCGACGGUGAUCUGCCUGCUGCUGCGCCGCGCCAGGCUCGACCUGCACGCCGAGGUGGAGCAGAAGGAGAUCGGGGCCUCGUGGAGCGUGUCCCUG
Hyposmocoma kahamanoa is the source of this 8954-nucleotide messenger RNA. RefSeq names its product serine/threonine-protein kinase SMG1 (gene nonC). The coding region runs from base 4 to 8868 and encodes 2954 amino acids. The record is from RefSeq and is a predicted model, not a curated record. Gene Ontology annotation, molecular function: protein serine/threonine kinase activity. Gene Ontology annotation, cellular component: nucleus; TORC2 complex; TORC1 complex. Gene Ontology annotation, biological process: negative regulation of macroautophagy; nuclear-transcribed mRNA catabolic process, nonsense-mediated decay; phosphorylation. NCBI's taxonomy places the organism in Eukaryota, Metazoa, Arthropoda, Insecta, Lepidoptera, Cosmopterigidae. The transcript has 6 exons.